This is a messenger RNA of Silurus meridionalis, 1011 nucleotides long. RefSeq names its product dehydrogenase/reductase (SDR family) member 4 (gene dhrs4). Bases 134 to 952 code for a protein of 272 amino acids. The record is from RefSeq and is a predicted model, not a curated record. Lineage: Eukaryota; Metazoa; Chordata; Actinopteri; Siluriformes; Siluridae. The transcript is spliced from 9 exons. Gene Ontology annotation, molecular function: carbonyl reductase (NADPH) activity.
GACAGAGAAUAACGGCACGCUCACGUGCACUAAAUACAAAAGACGCUACUAUUUAGAAUCGAGCCCUCCUGCUAAAUAAACCUAGCAGAUCAAAUACUGGUGAGAAAACUUUGACCCUGCUGCCAUAGAGGUAAUGUUGAGGGCUGUGACCAAGUGCUUUCUUCAUCCCGUCGCUGGUAGAAGAAUGAUGUCGUACAGCAGUCUUAGUGGAAAAGUUGCCAUAGUUACUGCUUCCACCGAUGGGAUUGGCCUGGCAGCUGCACAGGCGUUGGGGAGAAGCGGCGCUCAUGUUGUAGUGAGCAGUCGUCGACAGGCCAACGUGGAUAAGGCAGUGUCGCAGUUACGCGCUGAAAACAUCCAAGUCACUGGCACUAUUUGUAAUGUGGGAAACAAAGAGGACAGAGAAAAACUGAUUAACAUGACUGUGGAGCAGUGUGGUGGUAUUGACAUACUGGUCUCUAACGCAGCCGUGAACCCAUUCUUUGGAAACAUUUUAGAAUCCACAGAUGCGGUCUGGACUAAGAUAUUAGAUGUGAAUGUGAAGUCUUCUUUUCUUCUGACCAAACUAGUGGUGCCUCACAUGGAGAAAAGAGGAGGAGGCUCCGUGGUGUUCGUGUCUUCUGUAGCAGGCUACCAGCCAAUACCGGGUCUGGGUCCGUACAGCGUGAGUAAGACAGCACUGUUGGGCCUAACCCGAGCUCUUGCUCCUGAACUCGCUCAGACUAACAUCAGGGUCAACUGCGUAGCUCCAGGAGUCAUUAAAACACGCUUCAGUUCAGCUCUGUGGCAGAGUGAGGAAGUGGCCUCCGAGUUUCUGAAGAUGCUGAGCAUUAAAAGGUUGGGAAAACCAGAGGAUAUCGGAGGUGUGAUUGCUUUCUUGUGUUCAGACGAUGCCUCAUACAUCACCGGAGAGACCAUUACUGUCACGGGCGGCAUUAACUGCAGACUGUAGGGGUUUUGGUUUAACAAGACUCGAUAAUAAUAAUAAUUAAAAAAAAAAAAAAAAAAAAA